Messenger RNA from Fusarium sp. VM40, 1173 nucleotides. The record is from the annotation of a GenBank genome assembly. NCBI's taxonomy places the organism in Eukaryota, Fungi, Ascomycota, Sordariomycetes, Hypocreales, Nectriaceae.
AUGGCCAUCCCUAACAGGGGCCCUGAGCUUCAGGCUGUGUGUUACACACUGCUUAUUGCUUCUGUGAUAGCACUUGGGUUACGUGUCUAUGUUCGACUACGCAUAGUCAAGAACUUUGGCUUUGAUGAUUGGUGCAUGUGCUGUGCUCUCGUCACAUUUUUCCUAUUCUGCUUUUCUGCUCUUAUGGGAGUCCACUAUGGAACCGGCCGUCACCGCGAAAAUCUCGACCCAAACGACUUUAAGGAAGCGAUGAAGUAUUGGUGGUGGUGCUAUCUAUGGUACUGUCUCACCAUGAUAGCCUCGAAAAUAUCCAUCGGUUACCUGCUCCUCCGAAUCACCAACCGAAAGCUCGACGUUUGGAUCAUCUACAGCGUCAUGGCCAUCACCGUCUGCACCGGCGUUGUCUUUUUCUUCGUCACACUCUUCCAAUGCUCGCCCAUCUCUUUCUUCUGGAACAAAGACCAGCCCGGAACAUGCGUCAAGCCCGAAGUCAUCAUGGCCCUUACAUACCUAUACAGUGUUUUCAGCGUCAUCUCGGAUUUCACCUGCGCUAUCCUGCCAAUGUUCUUGGUGGCUAAGCUCAACAUGGGAAGAAAGACAAAACUCGCUCUGAUUCCCAUCAUGGCUAUGGCCUGCGUUGCAAGCUCAGCCGUCGUCGUCCGUUUCGCCUUCGUUAAGGAUUUCAAGAACCCAGACUUCCUAUGGGCAACAAUCGACAUCGCCAUCUGGUCCACGACAGAACAAGGCCUCGCCAUCACCGCCGGCUCUUUGGCAACGCUGAGGCCUUUGCUUCGAUUACUCGGCCACAAGCUUGGCAUAACGACAUCGGGACGGUCUGAGUUACGCGACACAGAUCAGCACAUGGGAUCAGGAGGUUUCAGGCCCGCGGGGGGUACCAACGGCAGCGGCAAUAAGCAGCGCGAUCUUUUCAGCCUCGCCACAUUCGCACGGGAGGACGACCUGGACGGCCACGGGCGAGACGGCCAGACAGCUUACACUGGGGAGCACCAUUACGACGGUAGAUCGUCGGCCGAGAAGGGUGUUUCGGCGUGGAGCGUGCGCAGGGCCGCGGAUAACGACAGCGAAGAGGAGUUGACAGGGACGGGCUUGAGUGGUACUUCAAGAGCUGUCAAGGUGACGACCACGUUCCAGGUACAGGAGGAUAGGAUUUGA